This is a messenger RNA of Rotaria sordida, 1761 nucleotides long. The record is from the annotation of a GenBank genome assembly. Lineage: Eukaryota; Metazoa; Rotifera; Eurotatoria; Philodinida; Philodinidae.
AUGUAUUUCAUCCUUUCCGAUGUCAAAAUCGAUUAUGAACAAGAAUUAAUAUUCUCAUUACCAUUGAAUUUAAAAUCAACUAUACACGACAUAGCUAUUAGUUUUCUUGAGUUAAUUGAUAUUAUUCAAAAUCCUUUGAUUAUUAUGAUUUUCUUUUCUAUAAUUAAAGCAACAAAUAGCACUGGUCAAACAUCAACAAUUAGUGGUACUAAAGGUGAUGAGAUAUUCGAUGUGUCAGGCUAUUCAAUUUAUCCAACAUCAACAAUUAGUGGUACUACAAGUGGUAAGAUAUUCGAUGUGUCAGGCUAUUCAACUUAUCCAACAACAACAACAACAAUAGCUAAUGUAGAAAAACGUCGUCGUAGAUCUAUUAUUCAAUCAUCUCAAAGUAUUACUCAUAUGCCGAUCGGUGGUUGUCUGAUCAUUAGUCUUAAUCCUAAUACUACAAAUUUAGUUGAAAAUCUUUAUAAAGAACAUAUUUUUCUUAAAUAUUUUCCAUUUGGUGUACAAUCUCUAGUUGGUAUUGAUGGACAAAAAAUUGAUUUAUUUAAUUAUUUACGUGAAAAUAAAAUAUCAAAAUAUACUUAUAAUCAAUUAAUUAGUCAAGAUUAUAUUAUUAAUGGUAAUUAUCUUACAAUGGGAGCUUUAGGUUGUCUUGAAUCACAUGUUCGUGCUUGGAAAUAUGUUGUUAAAUUAAAUAUGCCUAUGCUUAUAUUAGAAGAAGAUGUACAAUUAAAUAAAGAAUUAUUAAAUAUUAUGUUUCCUUAUUUAAUUUAUUCAUUACCAACAAAUUUUAGUCUUUUCUAUUUUGGUAAUUUAGUUGGUAAAGAAAUGGAAACAAAAUUAAUAGAUUAUAAUGAAUUUUUAUGGAAAAUAAAUGGUUCUAAUUGGGGUACAUAUGCAUAUAUAAUAAGUCCUUCAUGUGCAGCAACAUUACUUAAUUUAAUUUAUCCAAUUCAAGCUCAAGUUGAUUCAAUGAUUAUUAAUAUUGCAAAUUUAGAAUUAUUUGAUGUAUUUAUGUCAAAAAUUCUUUUAGUGAAUACUAAUUAUAAAUAUAAUAGAAAAUCAUAUGUUCAACGUUAUUUGAUUUCACCAAUUAUUAUUCCACGUAUUUUUCAUUUUAUUUGGCUUAAUAAUAAUUCUCUAUCAGAUAAUUCUCAACGAUAUCUUGAAUUAUGGAAAAAAUAUCAUCCAAAUUGGAAAAUAUUUUUAUGGACACAUGAAACAAUAAUUAAUCGAAAAUUAUCAUUAUAUAAUCAAAAACGUUUUCAAAAUUCAAUUCGAAAUUUUCGACAAGCAUCAGAUAUUUUACGUUAUGAAAUUCUUUAUCAAUAUGGUGGUAUUUAUAUAGAUUUAGAUUUUGAACCAUUAAAAAAUCUUGAAAUACUUUUACAUGGUAUACAAGCAUUUGUUGCUUAUGAAAGUGAAUAUUUCAUUUGUAAUGGUAUAUUUGGUGCUAUUCCUGGUCAUGAAUUAACACAACGAUUAAUUAUACAAUUAGAAUCAAAUUGGGCUCUAUAUGAAAAUGGAACAAUUAAUCAACAGACAGGUCCAUAUUAUAUAACAAAACAAGUUAAAAUUAUGCAACAAGAAGAGAAGACAACAAUGAAAGAUGGUUUUCAAAUAUUUGCACCUCAUAUUUUCUUUCCUUAUGCAUGGUAUGAAAAAGAUCCAGGCCAUCCAUAUGAUCCAUUGGCAUUUGCUGUACAUCAUUUUCGUUCAAUAGCUCAAAUAAAACAAGAUACUAAAGAAAAAUAUUAA